Molecule: messenger RNA, 804 nt
Organism: Musca vetustissima
Lineage: Eukaryota; Metazoa; Arthropoda; Insecta; Diptera; Muscidae
Exons: 1
Coding region: 1-804 (267 amino acids)
Source: RefSeq, a predicted model, not a curated record
AUGGCCAAAGGUACGGUGAAGGUCAUAGUGAAUACUAGAAAACUCCCAAAUAGAGAAGAUGAGGAAGAAGUCCAACAAUGUAUGCAACAACAUCAUCAAAUCUACAAUUUAGUUGAACAUUUACGACAAUGGAUAGAGAAAAAUAGUCAACCGAAGCGGUAUAACUUCCCCAGACCAUGUAUCAGACGUGAACCCAGUCGCUGGGCUAAACGUGGUCCAAUGGCGCGGAAAGAUUGGGUAAGAUUUUAUAAUUGGGCAGCGAAGAAUGCCACACCCAAACCACCCUAUCAACCAAAAAUCCGCAGUAAAGAUAAGGAAAAAGAGAAAAAGUCGGAACCGAAAGAUCCCAUACCAUUUGAAGAGCUUAUGGAACAUGCCGAAAAAUUGGCAACACCACGUAUUCGCCGCCACAAAUAUGAAUAUCCCGCCGAAACGAAGUAUCCAUAUGCACCACAAAUUCAUCCAAAGAAACCGCCGAAAAAAGAUCGUGGUCGUCCAUUUAAAACACCGGAAGUUCCACCGGAUUUUCAGCAUAUCGAAUUGGAAAUUGAUUUUUGGUCUCAAUUGCGAUUUCCCACAAGGUCGUCGACAGCUCUCUACAAUCCUACGGAAAAUAUUUUGAAAUUGGCUCAACCAAAAAUUAUACCACCUAUAAAGCAGCAUUGCCCCAUCCCGGAAAAGCCUGUAGAAUAUGUGGCUCCAAGACGCCGCAUGUCAUAUCGCCAGUGGCGUGAACAUAAACGCCGGCUGGAGUAUUUGGCUAAACCUAUUUAUCGUCCUGUUAUUGAUUAUUAUUAUUCUUAG